Nicrophorus vespilloides is the source of this 1838-nucleotide messenger RNA. RefSeq names its product protein bric-a-brac 1-like. The record is from RefSeq and is a predicted model, not a curated record. Gene Ontology annotation, molecular function: protein binding. Gene Ontology annotation, cellular component: nucleus. Gene Ontology annotation, biological process: regulation of transcription by RNA polymerase II. NCBI's taxonomy places the organism in Eukaryota, Metazoa, Arthropoda, Insecta, Coleoptera, Silphidae.
UGUUUUCCCCCCUGUGGUCAUGUCGAUGCAACAGUACUGUCUCAGAUGGAACAAUCACCAGCCGAACUUCAUUUCAGUGUUCUCCAGCCUCCUCAACAAUGAGUCUCUUGUUGAUGUCACACUGUCUGCGGAGGGAAGACACCUGCAAGCACACAAGUUGGUUCUUUCGGCUUGCAGCUCUUACUUCCAAUCACUGUUUACAAUCAACCCAUGUCAGCACCCUAUUGUCAUACUUAAGGAUGUCAAGUUCAUGGACUUGAAGGUGAUCAUCGAUUUCAUGUAUUACGGGGAAGUGAAUGUGUCUCAGGAUCAGCUGCCGCACAUUUUGAAAACAGCUGAAAUGUUGAAAAUUAAAGGGCUUGCUGAAAUCCCAGUAGAACCUUCGGUGAAAAGCCAGAACAAUUUAUCAGAGAAAGCAGAGCUCCUCACACCCAACGAUCCAAACUGGAACAGUACAGAUAAUCAACAUAGGCAAUCUCUAUCACCAUCACCGUGUCCCUUAUCACCAGGAAGUAAAAGGAAACGUUUGAGGAAGUCUUCGACGGGUUCGGGGUCCGGGUCGACGGAUCGGACGACGGUUGUCGAAGAGCACGGACCUAACGAGGUAACCUUGACAUCACCACUGGGGACGGCAGUUAUAAAACCGGACCCAGGCGGUUUCUCCACGGAUAUGAACAACGCAGGCGGCACCCCACAACGAAAAUCGCAACAGCACGGAUCCGACUCGGACAUGCACCGUGGUAGUUCGCAUGAGAGCAUGGACAGCGAAUCAUCCCCCCAUCAGAUCACCCUGAUUUCCCAGCAAAUCCCGCAGCAGGAAAUGCCAGUCCAGCAUGCAGUGGAUCCGCCCACCGCCAUCGAAAUGCCCGGCCCAUCAUCGACGACCACCCAGACUGUCACCGAUAGGGUGAUAAUAACGACGCACGCGCAAUUUUCGCAAUCGCAGCAGCAGCAACACCAUCCGCAUCAACAACAACAAGUACACCAUCAUCAACAUCAGAACAACCAGCAGACGAUGAUCGUGGGUCCGAAGAGGGGUCGUUUCCUGAUGCGGCAAUCUAGGAUCAAAAGGGAUUUGGAGCAGAAUCCUUCCUCGGAAACGUCUUCUGGCGGAGGAAGAGAUUCGCUGACCACCCAUCAUUACCUUUCCGUCCCUCACGUCCGCGUCGAGCGGCAGGUAUCCGAUCCACUUCCGGCCAUCUCACCUCCGCCCGGAAAUCUACUCACAGUACCUGGAACUAACAUCUUAGUCAAACAGCAUUCGCAUCCUCUUCUUUCGAGCCAGACGUCAUUUCAAAGUCAAAGUCCGCCUCCGCCCAUUACGAUGACCCAACUGCAAAUAAUACCGCAGGCGCAUUUCGUGGACGUAGAACAACAUCAUCAUCAGCCCUCGUCGAGUCCCAUCCCGAUGGUGAUCUCGCAGGAAAACACAGCAUCGACUACGGAGAGCUCCGCGCUCACCACAAUCAGGAUAAGAUCGGACGAGCUGAAGAGGAGCGUCUCUUCGCCCUCACAGUUGAGCACCAGAUCCAGCCAUUGUCCUGUGGUGAGACCCGGUCCUGCGCUAGGUUGCAAUUACUGCUGGAACACAGUGGAUAACCACGGUCGGAUACUGCGGAGGAAGACAAAGUACCAUUGCCCCGAGUGCCAAACGAACCUCUGCAUAGUGCCGUGUUUCCAAGAGUACCACGAAAGGCACGUCGCCCAAACAACGCUCACGACAUCCGUGAUGCGGAUCUUCCCCAAAACCGGUUCGAUCUGAAGCAAGAGGAAGAUUCUCUGAAUCAUCGUAUCAUUCCUAUCCACAAAACUAUACCAUGUAUAGAGAGAAGAAAAAA